UUUUUUUAGUAUUAAUCGGGCAGAAUGACGAAUGAAACGCGGAUGAACGUUCGCGCGAAGCGAGAAUUUUGAGUUUUGAAUUCUGAUCGGAGAAGAGAUCUGUAUCAGAUUUGUAUCGUCGUGGUUCUAAUUAAUAUCGAAGCUACGUACACGACAACAUAAUAUAUACGAGUAAACGGGUCAAGCUAAAUCCAAUCCAAAAACGGCAGCCACUUCGAUAAUCCUCCCCUACGAAUUUCUCAUUUCCAUUUCCACUUCAUCGAACUACCCACGUACACCUACUUCUAUCCAAACUACGAGCUCGAGAGAGAGAGAAAGAGAACUGCCACUAAAAUCGAGCAACUGAUACAACUUCUCUUCUCGUGAAUCGUGAAAAAUCGUUCGACCAAUCGGCGUAAAGGAUCCAUCAUCGUUGGCCAGCUGAUGGACCAGUUCCCGUUCGAUGUAUCGAAAGCAGGGGAAGUCGACACUUCCGAGUGGAUUCCCUCGGGGAUCGUGAUAUUCCCUCUUACUCCUCCUCCUCCUCCUCCUCACGAUUCCCGGGGCUUUGUGUGUUUUGACGGGGGUGUUAACUGACCCCGUGAGGGCGGCGUGGAGGAGGGUUGUGCUCAAGAGCAGAAGAGGGUGGCAUUAGGUCGAGGUCACCAGGACGCCGAAGCGAUCGAUGCAGCCCGCCAGGCACCACCACCCACGCUCUCCAACCCUCUCCGCUUUCUCCCUCCGUCCAGAUAUCUCUCUCUCUCUAUUUAUCUCUCUCUCUAUCUCCUCCCGAGACCGUUAUCUCCGAUCCUCCCCUCCCUCCAGCCCUCCUCAUUAUGUCUCUAUUUACGUCUGGAUGCAUUUAAAGCAAAGACGGCGUGGAAAAAGCUCGCGAGCUUGUUCAACACGUAGAUGCUCCACAUUCGGGGCUCGGAAUCAGCUGUUUUCCCCGGGGCUUCUGGAUAUUACGUUACGCUUCCACGGUCGAGAUGAAUACGUACAGGCUGGUGGUACGUGGGAGAGUGAUUAAGAUCGAGGGAGGGAGGGGAAAAUCGCUAUCGAGAGGAGAGAAGUAUUCACGAAAUUAUCACGAAUUUUUUUUAUGAAAAAAAAACACGUAGUCGUCGCUGAAUCGCUCUUGAUUCCUUAAGAGAUCGGCAAAAUAAGAAGAGAACCCUGUUAAAAGAAGGAAAGCGUCGAUCGAGCGUAUUUCGUAAAAGUAUAUAAGAGACAGAACGAGAGAGAGAGAGGGUAAAUUACAUAAAAUCAGCGGGAAGAAGAAAGCGAAGUCGAAGCCACUCACUCACAGGCGCUCGUAAUUUCAACGAGCUCGUAAACUGUGAAUUCACGAGGGAUAGAGAAGCGCUCGCUUCUCUUCGAUAAUGUCCCCCUCAAUCCCCAACCGUGGAAAUGGAUCCGUCACGGCCGAUUACCGAUCCUGAAGCCGCGUCUCCUCAUUCGAAUUCUUGGGCGAGGAUAAUUUUCUCAUCCGAGAGGAAGGAGGGGAGGGGAGGGAAGGACAGACGAGGGUCGCGGGAAGACACGGACGCCGCGCUCCGCGCUCGCUCGCUCGCCUGUCGCGCGUUGUUUGGUUACCAAGGGGUCUCUUCUCCCCCGACACUCGCGGCGAUCCCCCUUUCCUUCCGUUCUUUGUUCUCUUCGUUAAAUGCCCCGGUCGUUUUGAGCAUCGAACCGAUCGUUUGUCCGCCGAACACUUUCAACGAUCUUAACCCCACCCAACGUUCUGCGAUGUCGGCCGCUCUCCGAGUGCUUUCUGCGUGACCGUGCCAUGCGACUCGUACCAUGCGAACAGGUUUAACGCGUUAUGACGAGGAAUCUAGAACUCCUAUAUCCAGUGAAGACGAUUCUUGCCUCUACUCGGAACUCGAUCUCUUAAAUCCAAGAUAUUAUUCGAAAAAAUCGCUGCACCAGUGUCGUGAUAUCAAAGGGACGAAGGGUAAUUCGCCGAAUCUUUUGAAAACAUCCUCGAGGGAUUCUGAUUACUGUUGUUGUUUCACACGCAGCGAUCACGUCGAGACAAAAUUACUAACCAAGAAAGUAGGUGGAAAAUAUCGUGCGUCGAGUCUUCAAUAUUUUCCAGAUUACAAUCGAAAGAAGCAUGAGGUAACUUUUGCCACGGAGAGGUCUUCAAGCGGGUGCGAGGAUCUUAGCGGGAAGUCUUCGACGAAACUUGGGAGGGAAAGAAGCACGCCGCGAAUAAUACGAGCGAUCCGCCAACGCAGCAAAAAAUCCGUGGCGGACGAGGAUCGAUCGGAAUCGCCGCGGCCCGGAAACAGCAAGAGCAGCGUUGUCGUCCUCUAUCACGAGAAAUCGGUGGUUCCGGCCGCGACAUCCCCCGAGCCACCCCUCAGAGUCGCCCACUCGGAAGUGGCGGUUCCGCGCGAGCCGAGUCCAUCGGUGAUCCACACUGCGCGCUCCCCGCGCCAGGAAAGAUUGAAUCAGGACGAAACAUCGGAGGAUCGAUCUCCCGUGUAUCCAGCGGAGCGGAGGAAAGCUACUUUGAGACGACGUCGACGUUUAUCGAAGCGGCAAAGGCCGGUGAACGUGCACAUUUAUCAGGACAGCCGCGUGGUGCAGGUCGGCUCUUUGUCGGAGAAUCAUCGUUUCGCGUCGAAGGGGGGUGUGCACCUCCAAGAUCAGAGAUCCGAUUUGGCCAGAUACACGAUCAACACUGCGAAAAAUUUGAUCAGAUCGGAGGACGAUACAUCCACUCGACAGGACGACGAUUCGGAUGAUCCCGAACGAGAUAUAAGAACGGGAGAACAGUGGAAACGCGACAGAGGCUUCUUCGGGGAACGAUGUCGUCCCUCUGAUAAUCCCGUUUCGAAACUAAUGGCUCAUUCCAGUCCAGGACGAGACGGUGAUUGCAGCCAGUGCAAGAGAGAAGCUGUGUGUCCAAACUUGGCCUAUCUAAUGCAGCAGAUACAGUCACGACCGAGGGAACGGGGUGACGAUCGCGCAUUCAUCAGUAUAAACGACGGCGAGAAUUCGAAGCGAGUUUUCCCGUUCCAGUCGACCCCGAGCGGUAACCUGAAGAUCCUCCCGAAUCAGGUGGUGUUCGAAUCGAAGAAGGUGAGCGUGCUGGUCGCCGAUCCGAAGCACACCAAGAUCAACGUGAAGGCCGAGCUAAGUAAAUCGGGGAACGAGCUUGGCGGAUGCGUGUCCGAUUGCUCGACGCAUCCGAAACCGAUCGAUCUUCCGUUAGGUGUAUCGUCGUCGAUGAUCAAUCAGUUGCAAACUCACAAAAGAUUGCCGGCUCUCGAGGACGAGUAUAAAUCCACGAUGCACCCGUUCAAAGCGAAGAUCGGCCAGAUGGAAACCGCGGAGCAGAAGCAGUCCACGUCGUCGUCGUCCCGCGAGGCAUCGGUGUUGCAGGAAGUGCCACUCUCCGCACUCGGAUUUACGGGCGAGCAACCAAUCGAUUGGAGUAACAUAAUUCUCCCGGAGAAGACUGACCUGUAUCAGGAGUUGGCAAGGCGUAUCACAAAUUACAAGAACGCCGACUGCAUCGUGCGAAUCGAUCAGGACGAGUUCCAUUGCCACUUGCUCGUGCUUCAGAGCUACAGCACCUUUUUCGACGAGAGGAAUUGCAAGGAGAUCGAUCUCACCGGGAGCGACGUGUCCUCGAGAGCGUUCUCGCUCAUCUACGAUUGGAUGAUCAGCCCACAGAUCGAAAGUUACCGCCUCCUACAAAGGGACAAUAUCCUGGAAAUCUUCACCGCCUCUCAAUACCUCGGAAUUAAAGAAUUGGAAGAACAAUGCUGGGCUUUCAUCGACAACGACGAAUUGUUCAGCGAGGACACCGCGUUUUUAUUGUACUUGGAGGCGAAGAAAGUUCGUAACACAGCUGUUAUGGAGUUGAUGGUGCCGAGAAUUAUGAAAUUCUUCUUGAUGUUGGUCAGUACCAAAGACUUCCUCGACUUGGCCGUGGACGAACUUUGCCUUUUGUUGAAGUCCAACUACAUUUCGGUCAAUAGCGAGAUGGAGGUUCUCAUGUCCGCCGUACGGUGGCUGAUGCACGACUGGGCGAACAGGAAAGAGAACAUGUUGGAGGUCUUGAAGUGCGUCCGUUUCGGAUUGAUCGCGCCGUGGCAGCUGGUCGAUGUGAAGAGAAACCCAGAGAAUCCUGAAUUUAUGGAACUCAUGUCUUCGCCCGAUGUCCAAAAAAUGGUCGACGACGGACUAGCUUUUGUCAUUAUAAAAUAUUGGUACGGCAAUCAAACGGAGGAUUACUAUCACUGGAUCGACUUGUUGGGGCUCACGGAACCGACCAAUCGAAACUGGGCCGGAGAGGACAAGAAUUAUGUGACCUAUCGAGAAUUUUUACUUUAUCUCGAGGAGUAUCAGAAAACAAAACUUACCGAGUUGAAGAAGCGAAGAAAUUAUCAGAAAUCAAUCAACUCCCCUCACAACGAAUACACGUUCACGAUGUCGAAAGGGCCGAACAACUUUGUCCAGAGUUCAGGGAAAAAUUGUUUAGGCGAUACUGGUGUUAUUCACGGGGCGACGAUCCACUCUAGACAUUCGAAACAGAUACCACCGAAUUAUUUACAAAUGGAGAUGCCGGAGGGCAUGAUGAUACCGCCGAAAUUCAUGAACGAAUAUAUAAACAACGUAGAGAAAAGCAAAGGGAACGAGGAAAGGAGCGUCGCCUUCGACACGAGAUUCACCGGUGGAGGUGAAUCACUCUCCCAGAAGCUGUACAGGUCGGCAAUGGAGAAAUACACGCAGGAACAGUGCCAGCGCGGCGUGAAUUCACCGAACGUCGAUAAAUUGGAUUACGAGAACAGGCGCGAGAAGAACACGGCGGAUGUUUGCCGGUGCCAGCAGCAGCGCGAGUCGAAUUUCAUAUUUUCCGUGAAGAAACAGCACCCGGCGAGACGUAAGUUCCCGAUGGAACUGGAAGAGCGUACAGACUCCGGGAAAUCCGAGGUGGAGGCCGCAACCACGAUACAGGCAGUUUAUAGGGGUUACAAGACUCGGAGGAAGAUCGAUGAAAUAAGAAAAUCAACGUCAGAGGAGAAGCGGAAUGUGAAGAAGGUAGCAGAACUUUUGUCUAUUCCAAUGGACGAAACGCUACGCAAUUCCUCGAUGGAGCCGAUCAGAAUUUCAAGCAGCCCGGUAAAUCAAAUGAGAAACGAGAAGGACGAGAUGGCCCAACUGCACUCGUUGAGCCCAAGAAAUAAAAACAGGGGACAGCCGAUCCUUCAAAAUCAAAGUAAACGUUGCGCCGAGGAUCAAAUGAAUCAUCAAUACGAAAUGCGCGGUGCUGGUUACACGAUCGAGGAACAACGAAAACAACAAAUUCCCCAAAAUUUAACGACUCAACGGGAAACGUUAAAGUCUAUCAAGAUGAUAAAGUCGCCUAUGUUUUUCUCGAAAUUCGACGAAAGAACCAGUUCCUUGUCGAACACGGAUACCGACGAUCUCUCCUCCCCGCGAAUCGAAAUAAAAUCCACGGCAACGAAUAUCCAGGAGAACGUUUCCGGCGAGAAAAACAACGAAAUGAAUUAUCCGGACGGUGAUAAUAUUCAACGGCUCAAACCGACCAUCAGAAAUGUUCAGAUUCGAGCUACGACGAGCUACAAACGACCUCUUCCACAAAAAAUCAGCGACAGCAUGAUAGCAACCAACGAUGCCGGUUACUUCUUCGACAAUUCUUUGUUCUUUCCUGACAGAGAAUCGGUCCUCGUGUUCGGUGGCGUCGAUCCCCACGAGGAAUAUGGCCGACCCGGGAACACCGGCAAGGACAUAUACAGGUUUAAACCUGACCAGAACAUUUGGGAAUUCGUGGGGGAAAUUCCACGAGCGAGGCAUCAUCAUUCGGUCGCUUACUUAAGAGGCCGCAUUUAUAUAGUAGGUGGAGCCGAUCCCUUGGAAGACAAACUUCAUAGGAAAAGCUUCGCGGUUGGAAGCGUUUGGAGUUACGAUCCAACUACCAGGACUUGGUUCAAUGAACCUGGCAUGCUGACAGCUAGGAAGGACUUCGGAUUGGUGGUCAGCCACGGGAAAAUGUACGCGAUAGGAGGGCAAGGAAGGAACGGGAUAGCUUUGAAAACGGUAGAGGUUUUCGAUCCAUCGGACUCCACGUGGAGGGAAGUGCAAUCGAUGCAGAUCGCCAGGGUGGGACCUGCCACUGUGAAAUAUCGGGAUCUUAUCUGGGUCGCUGGCGGGAUGACAAAAUCGAAGAAGGAGCUAUUCUCAAAGGAAGUGGAGUGCUAUGAUCCGAUCAAAAAUUUAUGGCUGAAAGCGAUACCUUUGAGGUCGCCGAGGUGCUUUGCCUCCUUCUACGUGAUAUCCGACUGUCUUUACGUGAUCGGCGGAGCAUCGACCACGGAAAACGCCACUCAGAGUAUCGACAGCAUCGAUGUGUGGGAUGGAAACGAUUACGUUUGGAGAGAGCACACGAAUAUGUCGAUCGCGAGACACGGACAUUCCACUGGCUCUAUAGGUGAUCAAUUGUUGAUAAUUGGCGGAGUGACCACAGUGUUUAUGAAAACUUUGAAUAGCGUUGAAUGUUAUUGUUGCGAUAUGGGGAAAUGGAUGAAAGGUGUAUCCGCGCUGCCGCAUCCGGUUUCCGGUCAUGGAACCGUGUCUUUACCACCGGCAAAUCUUUUAAUAAAUCGCUGAUAGCUGUGAAAAUAAAAAUUGACGUGUUUCUUUAUACGUUUCUUGUGUUUGAUAAUCAAUGUAUUUGAGUAUUUAUUAUAUCAUUACCAUUUGUAUUUCGUUAUUUCUAAUUAUAUAUCGUAUCACUUU
This is a messenger RNA of Apis mellifera (honey bee), 6759 nucleotides long. RefSeq lists its product as uncharacterized. Bases 1783 to 6630 code for a protein of 1615 amino acids. Gene Ontology annotation, molecular function: protein binding. The record is from RefSeq and is a predicted model, not a curated record. The transcript has 29 exons. NCBI's taxonomy places the organism in Eukaryota, Metazoa, Arthropoda, Insecta, Hymenoptera, Apidae.